Closterium sp. NIES-65 is the source of this 271-nucleotide messenger RNA. The record is from the annotation of a GenBank genome assembly. Lineage: Eukaryota; Viridiplantae; Streptophyta; Zygnematophyceae; Desmidiales; Closteriaceae.
GAAGCUGGCGUCGUACACAGCGCCCAAGGAGCUGCUGCACGAGCUGCCGCGCGGAGAGGCGGAGGAAGAGGUUGCAUGGCUAAAGGAACCAUCACACAUCAUCCGGUGGGGUUCAAACAAGAAGCCAUCGCGCAUCAUAGACAGGGAGGAUGACUGUCGGCGCCGCUGCCUCUUCCCGCGGAGGUUUAAGAAGCCAUCGCGCAUCAUAGACAGGGAGGACGACUACCGGCGCCGGCCGCCUCAACCGGAUUAUCUCGCCCGACCGCCAUGA